Molecule: messenger RNA, 1136 nt
Organism: Choloepus didactylus (southern two-toed sloth)
Lineage: Eukaryota; Metazoa; Chordata; Mammalia; Pilosa; Megalonychidae
Product: adenylate kinase isoenzyme 6
Exons: 1
Coding region: 109-627 (172 amino acids)
Cellular component (GO): nucleus; cytoplasm
Molecular function (GO): AMP kinase activity; ATP binding; ATP hydrolysis activity
Source: RefSeq, a predicted model, not a curated record
GAGGAUCCCGGGGCCGCUGGCGCUUGCUGCUGCCUGCCUCUUCCGGCUCCUCCCUGUUGUACGUGGGGCGCACAAGGCUGGGCGUUCGGAGCCAUCGCGGUGAGGACCAUGUUGCAGCCGAACAUCUUACUCACCGGUACACCAGGGGUUGGAAAAACUACACUAGGCAAAGAACUUGCAUCAAGAUCAGGACUGAAAUACAUUAAUGUGGGUGAUUUAGCUAAAGAAGGGCAACUAUAUGAUGGCUAUGAUGAAGAGUAUGAUUGUCCCAUUUUAGAUGAAGAUAGAGUAGUUGAUGAGUUAGAAAACCAGAUGAAAGAAGGUGGAGUUAUUGUUGAUUACCAUGGUUGUGAUUUCUUCCCUGAAUGCUGGUUUCAUAUAGCUUUUGUGCUGAGAACAGAUAAUGGUGUAUUGUACAAAAGACUUGAAACAAGGGGUUAUAGUGAGAAGAAACUACAAGAUAAUAUUCAGUGUGAAAUUUUUCAAGUUCUUUAUGAAGAAGCCAUGGCAUCUUACAGAGAAGAAAUAGUGCAUCAGUUGCCAAGUAAUAAUCCAGAAGAGCUAGAGAAUAAUAUAAAUCAGAUAUUGAAAUGGAUUGAACAAUGGAUCAAAGAUAAUAACUCUUGACUUAGAAGACAGGCCACAUGUCAAUCACUAUUGUUGAUAUUUCUCUGCCCACCUCAUAGAAAUUGUCCAAGUAUCAGUAAAACCUCUGUAUUAAAAUUGUGUUGCAAGAAUCACAGGUAGAUAGUAUAAAGGUUUAUUCCUGGACUUUUUUUCCUCCAUGAGAAAGCUAAACAAUCUCAUAUAUAAUGACUACAACACUGUUAAGGAUUGCAAGUAAAGACUAUCAUCAUUUAAUGCUUAAACUGCUAAAGAAUAAAUACAUCUGACCAAAUAGGUGAAUACUUAAGUUUAUUACAGAGAAAAAUGAAGAUGAUCUCUUAAAAUAAAACUUAAGGCUAAAGAUAAAACAUCAGAAUAUUCCUUAUUCUUUUUUCCUUUGAAAUAGUAUUUGGAGCUGGUAAUACAGGUACUUUGUGCUCAAUUCAAAAAGUACAAAAAAAUUGUAUACUAUGAAGUAGGUUUCCCUUUUGUAGGCCACUUCUAUUCCCUAGGUGCCCAGGUCCCCCCUA